AUGUACCCGUCGCCUCCCGCAUCUCCCACCCAAAAUGGACUCUGUGCGCCGGAAGAUCGACUAGGUCAAAUCCUUGCUGGUAGGCUUCAACUCACUGGUAUCCUCGGAGUCGGAGCUUAUGGAGUUGUCUACACUGCCGUGGACAUCCAGACCAACGUUCCCUAUGCUGUAAAGGCGCUUAACAAGAUUGGCCUUGAGCCUCGUCAGCGCAAGUUCCAGCAGCGAGAAAUCCAGCUCCACCACCAGGCUAGUGCGCACCCCAACAUUGUUUCUCUGGUCAAGAUCAUGGACGCUCCAGACUGCACCUACGUCGUCAUCGAGUACUGCCCGGAAGGUGAUCUUUUCUCAAACAUCACUGAGCAGGGCAAGUUCGUUGGUAACGAUGACUGGGCUAAGCGUGCUUUCCUCCAAAUUCUGGAUGCCGUUGAAUACUGCCACUCUAUUGGAAUCUACCACAGGGACCUGAAGCCGGAGAACGUCUUGGUCACCGACCAGGGCUUGACUUGCAAGCUCGCCGAUUUUGGACUGGCCACUACUGAGCACGUUACCUCUGACUUUGGAUGCGGCUCCACCUUCUACAUGUCUCCUGAAUGCCAGACAUCAGCGCCCAAGGCUUACUCCUGCUACGCCUCGGCUCCGAAUGACAUCUGGAGCCUCGGAGUCAUCCUCGUCAACCUCACUUGCGGACGCAACCCCUGGAAGCGAGCUUCUUCCGAAGACAGCACCUUCCGCGCUUUCAUGAAGGACCCCAAGUUUCUCAGGACCAUCCUUCCUAUUUCCUUGGAGCUGGACGCCAUUCUGAGGCGCAUCUUCGACUUCAACCCUGCUAAGAGAGCCACUAUUCCAGAGAUCAGGCAGAUGAUCCUCAACUGCUCCGCCUUCACGGCCACCAAGGCAGCAGUGUCGACUCCUCUGCCCUCGCCUCCUCUCAGCCCCUACUACGACUGCUACCAGGCUCCGGCUGUUUCUUCCAUGGCUCCUCUGCCAGGUGCUGUUUACGCCCCGGCCUUCUACCCUCAGCACUCCACUUCCUCUGGCAGCUCAAGCUCGGACAACGACUCUGUGUUCUCUGCAUGUUCAUCAGCGUCGUCCUCGUCCUCUACCGCUUCCUACCAAAGUGUUUACUCUGCCCCAGCCCAGAAGUUUUCUUCUCGAGUUCCUCAACAACAAUACGUUUCUCCCCCUGCUCCCACCAACACUUGGUUCCAGCCUUUCAUUCAUGCUGCCAACCUGGUCAAGCAUGUGUCCUUCCAGCCAUCUAUGAUGGCUGCACCGGUCCACGUUCACUAG
Messenger RNA from Macroventuria anomochaeta, 1290 nucleotides. RefSeq names its product kinase-like protein. NCBI's taxonomy places the organism in Eukaryota, Fungi, Ascomycota, Dothideomycetes, Pleosporales, Didymellaceae. The transcript is spliced from 2 exons. Gene Ontology annotation, biological process: protein phosphorylation; intracellular signal transduction. Bases 1 to 1290 code for a protein of 429 amino acids. The record is from RefSeq and is a predicted model, not a curated record. Gene Ontology annotation, molecular function: ATP binding; protein serine/threonine kinase activity.